UACUAGCUUUAUAUGGAACUGCUAAUAUCGAUAUAGAGGUAAAGGAACAAUGUAAGAACAAAGCCUAAGCCUAUAUCAUUAGCAACGAUGACUUCCUCCAGAGAACACUUAGCGCUUCGUAUAAUUGUCACUUAGCGCUUAGUAUAAUAAAGUGUUUCAACCGAAGUUAUUAAGCGUUUUGAUAACAACCUAUAGGCCUGCAUAAUUAAACGAGGUAUUAAGUUAAGAUUGCCAGUUACAGCGCGGAAAGCGGAAGGAGAUCGAACAAUUUACAAGCAAUGACGGUGAACCUUGGUUCAGAUUAAUCGGCAGAUCGAUACGCCAAUGUAGUGGGCGUGUACGUAAUGAUCUUCACAUGAGGUCAGAGCGCUGAUACGUUGUUGACCAGUUUCAGAUGACAUUCUAUACCUUGGCGGUGACAGCAACAACAAGCAUCAUUGAUGCACGUCUGUAGUAGCUGGAUGAGCUGAAGCUUUAAAAGAGAUAAUGGGAUCAGGUGGGGAUUUUACCACCAGCGCACUGUACAACGACGACUUUACAAACGUUUCGAGGUCGACUAAUUACAAUUACAUGCCACCGUUCGAUGAGGUGGCGGUGGUGGUUUCGGCAACCUUACUGUUGCCUAUGAUGCUGUUCGGUAUUUUCGCCAACAUUUUGACCAUUUGUGUUAUUACAAAGUCGAAAAAUCUUCGAACCAGCACUUUCAAUUUAUUCAUUGCAAGCCUAUGUGUGUCAGAUUUCAUCUCUGCUCUAAUCAGUCCGUUGUUUCUAUAUCGUCGCACUUGGGGUUUCGAUGAUUGGAAAAUCUCAAACUUUCUGUGUAAGUUUUUCUGGGGAGCAGACAACGGUACGUCUCUCUCAACUUCUUUACAUAUUCUCAUAUUUGCUUUCUUACGAUUCUAUUCCAGCACAUGGCCGUUUCGAUACAAGGAGUUUAAAGUGAAACAUGCGCAGAUUUGCAUCGGAUGCAUUUGGCUGGUGGCCAUAACUUGCGGGUUUAUUCCUUUCUUUGUGUGGAUGAAUGCGCGGAAGAUGAAUAGAAAUGUGUUGAGCCAAGAAACGGGCUGGCCUUCAUGCACAAUCGACUUGCACUGGUUUGAGAACUUCAAGACAUACGCAGUCGCUGGCUACGCCGUGUUCUUCUACACUCCGAUGGUCCUGAUUUUAUUGCUAUCGAUCGGCGUCACGGUGAUCAUGUAUUACCGGAGAUUUAAACGCAAAGCUCAAUCUCACCCAGAGGGUAAAAACGUAAGCAGUAACGCCGAGGUUCGUCGGAGGCGUAAGGAGCAUCAAGCGUUCGUACAGCUUUACCUGAUUGUCGGGUCGUUUAUGCUUGGUUACAUUCCGCAUACAGCAUACCACAUUUAUGGGACGACCACAAAAGCAGUGACCCGCGAAGACGAGAUUUUUCAUUGGUGGUUUGGAAUGUCCGAAUAUCUUUGCCUGCGUUUCAGUGAAUGUCUCAACCCAGUUUUUUAUAACCUUGCUUCAAGUAAAAUGAGAAAGAAAACGAAAAAGCAGCUUGCCAAGAUGUUUGGUUGUUUAUCGGUCGCUGGUAAUUGCAACCACAACAUGUCGGAUUCUUCUGCUGCUUCCACCAAGACAGAGAAAACAAAAGACAGCGCAGUUUGAACAAUACUAUCGAACUCGGUUCUACAACUGAAUUAUCAAAUCCACGCCAUCUAAGUUAAAAAACAACCUCUGGGAUCUCCUAGGUUAAAGUCUUACAACUGCGUAGUUGUGUAUAUGGAAACAGUAAAGAACGCAUAUACGAAUGCAGUGACCAAAAAAAGUUAUGCAGAAUUUAAACACAUUAUUAAAGGCUACGAACUUGUA
This is a messenger RNA of Ciona intestinalis (vase tunicate), 1836 nucleotides long. The record is from RefSeq and is a predicted model, not a curated record. Lineage: Eukaryota; Metazoa; Chordata; Ascidiacea; Phlebobranchia; Cionidae.